CAAGCUAGCUAGCAACUCUAGAAUUAACCUCGUUUCCAGGCUAUGACGGAAGUGUAUAGGAAGUAGAUUACUCUAGAAUAGACAAUGUAUCUCUUCAAUUUACAAUGUAUCUAGACAGGACACCACUGGAUAUUAUAUUUUAAUUCCACGUGGUAAUGUCAGAAAUAUCGGUAAUCCGUUGCUAGAUUAUGUGGUUAGGUAAAAACCCCUUGCUCAAAAUAACCGUACAAUGUCCAAUUGAACUUCUUCCGUCCUUCUAUUUCUUUCGGAGAUAAUAUCCGGAGUAGCGUCAUGCUAUCUAGCCUACUUUAUGGAGCACGAGUGCUUAUCUUACGGUAGGAUAUAUCUCAACAUCGAAAGAUAAAGGCAUUCUGGUUUUCGUGAAAACAAUCAUCAACAGAGAUGAACCAUGGCGGAGGUGGCGGUAGUAUACCGACCGAAAGAGGCCCGAAAUUAGUGAAGGAAUCAGGAACCUAUGGAAAAUGUGUACGAUGUGGGAUUACCUUGAAUCAAGAGCGACAUCCCCAACUGCUUCCUUGUUUGCAUUCAAUUUGUCAAGCAUGUCUGCCCACGAACAAGUCAGAGAUAAAUAAAGAUGUCUCUCUAUUCCCUGCUUGUCCGUCCUGUGACCUGCCCUUCAACAUUCUGGAAGUCACUGAUAAUGUCUUUCUUAAAAACUCAUCCAACGAACUUUGGAAUGGUAAUGUCAAGUGUACCUGUUGUGAGGGGUUUGUGGCGAGUGGCUGGUGUAUAGAGUGUCGAGAAGCACUGUGUUCGGAGUGCGUAUCAGCCCACAGGAGGGUGAAGGUGACCAGGGACCAUACCAUCCUACUGCAACCCCCAACAGGAUUCCCCACCCCCACAAAGUUUUGUGUCACCCACAGACAUGAGCCAAUCAAGCUCUUCUGUUUGACCUGUAAUCAGCUGACCUGUCGAGACUGUCAACUUAUGGAUCACAGGAACCACAGUUUUCAGUUCCUUCAUGAAGCGUUGGUAAGCCAGAAAGAGCAGCUUCAGCUCCUGGUGCAGAGAGUGUGGCAGCAGAGAGAGGCAGUGAAGCAGAGCCUCCAGGACAUGGAUGGCAGAUUGCUGGACAUAAUAGAACUCAAGUCUAAGUUGAGGGAGAGCCUGAGAAGAAUGCUUAUUGCCACUGUCCAACUCUUGAAAUCGAGAGCUGUAUCAAUCUACAGUUACAUAGAGAAUAUGUUUGAUUCAGAGGUGGCGGGGAUUGAGACAAGAAGGAGUGCCUUGAACCGACUGAGGGAAAGACAGGAGUAUGUUGCUGACUUUGCAGAGAGAGCCCUGAAUGUGGAGGACUUCUUUGCCCUGCUCUCCAGCAAAAGCCAGAUUGUAACCCAGUUGCAGCAUAUCUUAUCUCAGAACACUGCACCCCCAGAGUCCAUGCUUAGUUUGCAGCUGGUGAUUAGUGAUGACUUCAAGAAAUAUGUUUCUUCCUUUUGUAAAGUUGUGGGGGAUAUUGUCCCCUUUGCCAAAUCACAUGUUCGAAAGGACGAGUCCCCCAGAAACCCUGAGAGAACCCAAGAAAGUCCGAAUAGUCCAUUUGACCAAAACCCCUCCCAUGUUGCUCCCGUGCCCAUCCAUUCGGUUCCUCCUUCACAUAACCCUGUCCUCCAGGUCCCUUGUCUUUCCCCUGCCCCACCCAGCCUCCUCAAUCAGCCUUCUACUUCCCAGGCCUCCCGCUCCCAGGACCAGCCACUUCGUAAUCCAUCCCAUUCCAACCCUCCAGUGAGCAGUCCUGUGCCCCCCAAGACCUGCCUGUCUACAUUAGCCCCUUCAAAGCCUUGCCUGGAUCCUAAUCCGCUGUGUUGUGUUCCAUCGAACCCUACCCCGCCGGCAGACGCCCCUGCGGGUCCCGUCCAGUCGCCGUUAGUGCCCCCAGACGCCCAGCUUUCCUCUGUUCAGUCUCCCACUUCCCCAUCUGCCCAACCACCAACCAAGGCCACACCCAGACUUUACGGGAAGUUCAAAGCUUCCCCGCCACCUGGAUCGAGACAGUCUCGAAGCGGUAAGAAUGGAAAAUCCUGGACGUUCCACGCAUACUCGCCCGGCAAGCACUGCUUCUCACCUUCCCCCCAAUCCUCUUCUGCGGACACCCUGAAUGUCCCUCCUCGUUCAGCCAUGGUCAACUCUGUCCCAAACCUAGCAUCCUCACAAACUUUAACCGUGGCCCUGCAUCCGAGUAGGUGUCAGCCCCUGAGGAUCCUCAUUGGGUCUCCCUGUGUUAACCCGGCCCCCGUCCUCCCGGUGAAAGCCCUGGCAGACUCCCCCUGUGACAGAGGCCUCCUUCCCACUAGUCUGUCAGGCCAGGCCAGUGAGCCCGACCGUCCGGCCAGGGAGAACGAGCCCACCUCUACGGUCACUGAGGUGGAUCCUGGGGACAGGGUCGUGGCGUCUGCCUGUGACGGGGAUGUGGACGUCGCCACGGGCAGCACCUGUUCAGAUCUGCCGCUCGCUGUGUCUCUUGGCGGGACUGUGACCCACACCGAUGACGGAGCGGAUCGUGACCGGCGACUUGGGGAAGCGAAGGCGAUCGGGCCUGUCUCUUACACUCUGAACAACUGGAGAACUAGGAUGCCUACAAGCUUUAAAGAGAUACUGUUGGGGAGCAGUUCUCCGAGCCCAACCACAGCAGGGUCGCUGGUGGCCACUGAAAUGCCAUCCAGGCCACCGAACACCCAGUCACUGACUUCGACCAAUGGCAUCCACAUUAGCACAACGUUCUUGCAGCCCAGGGUGUCUCUAUUUCGGAUACCCAUUUCCAUACCUGCUCCCGGAUGCCCUCUUCCUCAGUUCCUCCUCGUCCAAGGGGCCAGCAAAAAUGAGAUUAUCCUCCAAGAGAUUAAUGAUGAACAGUCGCAUGGUGAUGACAACGCACUAUCAGAGUCGGAAGACCUCCUCUGGACUAAGGCCCUCUCCUCCCCAGGGACUCCCCCCCUGCUCCAGUGUGUGAGCUGCGCCGCCUGCCGUACUGUUGGUGGCUCACUCCUCUGCGUGUCAUGUGGGAGGGGCUACCACCGGGAUUGUCACAUUCCACCUAUCGGCCCCAGCUUCUGGGAGGAUUGGAAGUGUUCGUUGUGUCAGGACCUGGCCGACGACACAGACCCCUAUGCUGAUGACCGGCCCAAGACUAUGUGUCUCAACAUAGCAGAUCAAAGGAAAUGUGAGCAUCUUCUCCUCUUCCUAAGAUGUGAAAAUGACACAAACGUCCUUUGCAGCCCAACUGAGCCCCCCUCAGAUUCAAUAUGUCUUGACUCCAUACAUGGAAGGCUGCUUCAACACCGAUCACCGCCAUAUCGCACCCCUUCCGAAUUUGUCUCUGACGUCUGGGUACUUUUGGACAACAUGUUAAUGAACUCAAAGGACCAGGAGUCCUGUAUCAAGCUGCGAGGCAGCUUUCAGGUGGAGCUAGGUGCUGUGUUUGGGACCGCUCUCCACCCAUCUCUCCUCAGUUCCCCUGGCAGCAGCUGUGUUGAGCGGGGUAAAGCGGUGCGAACAGAGGCACCAAGCGCUGCAGAGACUCUGAAGCGAAUGAGGGAGUUUGUGAACAAAAUCAAAGUGCCCAAAACUAUGGAAAGUCUCUCUAGUGAAGAUGAUAUGGACAAAAACACAAAGCGAUGCAGGCUGAGUGAUGCCCAUUGACCUUGCAACUCAAAGACCUACCUACCUCAGAAAGGACAGCUAUGUUGUCAGACAAUUGUAUACAGCAGAAAUUGUACAAUAUGAUCUAUCUAUUAAAUAUAGAAGGGUUA
Esox lucius (northern pike) is the source of this 3770-nucleotide messenger RNA. It is a transcript of the gene trim33l, whose product is annotated as tripartite motif containing 33, like. The record is from RefSeq and is a predicted model, not a curated record. The transcript has 15 exons. The coding region runs from base 403 to 3660 and encodes 1085 amino acids. Gene Ontology annotation, cellular component: chromatin; nucleoplasm. Lineage: Eukaryota; Metazoa; Chordata; Actinopteri; Esociformes; Esocidae. Gene Ontology annotation, molecular function: ubiquitin-protein transferase activity; zinc ion binding. Gene Ontology annotation, biological process: positive regulation of DNA-templated transcription.